This is a messenger RNA of Sinocyclocheilus grahami, 1151 nucleotides long. RefSeq names its product galectin-9-like. The record is from RefSeq and is a predicted model, not a curated record. Lineage: Eukaryota; Metazoa; Chordata; Actinopteri; Cypriniformes; Cyprinidae. Bases 15 to 893 code for a protein of 292 amino acids. Gene Ontology annotation, molecular function: carbohydrate binding; galactoside binding. Gene Ontology annotation, cellular component: cytosol; nucleus. The transcript has 8 exons. Gene Ontology annotation, biological process: negative regulation of CD4-positive, alpha-beta T cell proliferation; negative regulation of type II interferon production; positive regulation of gene expression.
CAAGAUCUGGCAAAAUGGCUCUGAAUCAGCAGCAACCCCCAUUUAUCAACCCAGUUGUCCCAUUCAGUUGUAUGAUCAGAGGAGGACUACAAGAUGGGAUGAGUAUCACUGUAUGUGGACGGGUUUUGCUGAAUGCAGACAGAUUUAACGUAAACCUCCAACAAGGGGCUGAGGUUGUUGCUCUGCAAGUUAACCCUCGCUAUCAGAUGCUCUGGAUUGGCCCUGGGUACGUUGUGCACAACACCCACCAGAAUGGGACGUGGGGCUGGGAGGAACGCAAGUUUGAAACGCCCUUCCCGAGAGGCCAGACGUUUUCUUUGCAGAUCCUCGUCACGCAGGAGUCUUACAAGAUACUCGCCAAUGGGAAACCUUUUUCGGAGUACAAGCACCGUAUGCCGUUCUCAGAUGUGGAUCGCAUCUGCGUGGUUGGAACGGUGGAACUGAGUUUAGUUACCUUCCACUCUCUUGCGCCUCGUCAUGCAGCACUUCCAGGAUCUUUGACAGUCCCGUACAAAAGCAUCAUCUAUGAUGGAGUACAGCCUGCAAAAUGCAUCAUCAUCCAAGGAGUCAUCACCCCACAAGCAAAACGAGUCGAGUUUAGUCUACGGCACAGAACUGGAAUUGCAUUUUACUACAGUCUUUGUUUUGAUGAGAAUGUGGUUGUGUGCAACAGCUAUGAGGAUGGGACAUGGGGAAAUGAGGAGCAAUCUGGACUCAAGCUGUUUGAGAGAGGGCAGCCUUUUCAGGUCACCAUUUGUUGCAGUCCUGAUAAUUACAAGAUGUUUGUCAAUGGUGAAAAAGCUUGCACUUACAGCCAUCGCUACACUAAACUGGAGGAGAUUGAUGUUUUGGAAGUUAGUGGAGACGUGCAGCUGAGCUUUGUGCAGCCCUGACAAAGAAUCCAUACAGGUCUAUGAGGAAUAGGUUCAAAACCUGCAUAAAUGAAAGAAAGAAACAUGCAAUGAUCUGUGUAUUCAUAUGCAAAUAUAUUUUGCUUGCAUGCAUAUUAAUCUGAUACCCAUGCGAUUGAAUGUCCACAGCAGCAGCGCUGUAAAAAUAAGUGUUCAUGCUGCCUUAAAAUUGUAUGUCUAGUCUACUUGUAAUGUGUCAUUGUACUAAGUGAAACUAUGAUUAAAGGGAUAGUUCCCCCC